Messenger RNA from Cottoperca gobio, 3009 nucleotides. It is a transcript of the gene nsun2, whose product is annotated as NOP2/Sun RNA methyltransferase 2. Gene Ontology annotation, molecular function: tRNA (cytidine-N5)-methyltransferase activity; tRNA binding. Gene Ontology annotation, biological process: tRNA methylation. The transcript has 19 exons. Gene Ontology annotation, cellular component: nucleus; cytoplasm. The coding region runs from base 183 to 2483 and encodes 766 amino acids. Lineage: Eukaryota; Metazoa; Chordata; Actinopteri; Perciformes; Bovichtidae. The record is from RefSeq and is a predicted model, not a curated record.
UCGUGGCCAGCUAUGAGAGGUCCUGAUUCACGUGCGUCAGAGCCAACACGUUUCGAGGAUACACAGCAACGUAUGUUCAAACUCUCAUUAUAAUUUCAUUUUUACGCACGUUACCUUUUCUUUUGAAUCCAGCCAACACAUCGUCCCGCAGACUUGUCUCCGGAGUUGUCUGCUUCAUCAACAUGGGGAAAAGAAGCAGACAGCGGCAGAAAAACCAGAAUACUGGCAGCGACGACAGAGACAACGCUGGCUGGGGAGCUGGCUAUGCUGACAUUGUCAUGGAGAAUAAGCUGUUUGAGCAUUACUACCAAGAGCUAGGCCUGGUGCCUGAGGGAGAGUUUGAAGAGUUUAUGAAAGCAAUGAGGGAACCGCUGCCUGCAACCAUCCGCAUCACUGGAUACAAGAGCCAUGCCAAGGAAAUCCUCCACUGUCUGAAGGAAAAAUACUUCAAGGAUAUUCAGGAGGUGGAGAUCGAUGGCCAGAAGAUUGAGGCUCCACAGCCUCUUAAGUGGUAUCCAGAUGAGCAGGCCUGGCACACCAACAUGAGCAGGAAGAUCAUUAGGAAGUCUCCCCUGCUGGAGAAGUUCCACCAGUUUCUGGUCAGCGAGACUGAGUCGGGUAACAUCAGCCGACAGGAAGCUGUCAGUAUGAUCCCUCCUCUCCUCCUGAAGAUCGAGUCUCACCACAAGAUCCUGGACAUGUGUGCAGCUCCAGGGUCGAAGACAGCCCAGCUGAUUGAGAUGCUCCACUCGGACAUGGAAGUGCCAUUCCCAGAGGGCUUUGUCAUUGCCAAUGACGUGGACAACAAGCGCUGCUACCUGCUUGUGCACCAAGCCAAGCGUCUCAACAGCCCCUGCAUCAUGGUGGUCAACCACGACGCCUCCUGCAUCCCCACGCUCAAAAUUGACUCGGAUGGCAAGAAGGACAUUCUCUUCUACGACCGCAUCCUGUGUGACGUGCCCUGCAGCGGAGACGGCACCAUGAGGAAGAACAUAGACGUGUGGAAGAAAUGGACGACCAGCAACAGCCUGCACCUCCACGGGCUCCAGCUGCGUAUUGCAGUGCGUGGUGUUGAACAGCUGGCCGUGGGAGGGAGGAUGGUCUACUCCACCUGUUCACUCAACCCUAUAGAGGACGAAGCCGUCAUCGUAGCACUGCUGGAGAAGAGCGAAGGAGCGUUGGAGCUGGCCGACGGCUCAGCUGAUCUGCCAGGGCUGAAGUGGAUGCCUGGGGUCACUUCCUGGAAGCUGAUGACCAAAGAGGGCACGUGGUUCAACAACUGGUCCGAGGUUCCAAACAAUCGGCGCACGCAGAUCCGCCCCACCAUGUUCCCGCCAACAGACCCAGAGAAGCUGGCGAGCAUGCAUCUGGAGAGAUGUAUGAGGAUUCUGCCACAUCACCAGAACACUGGAGGAUUCUUUGUGGCUGUGCUGGUGAAGAAAGCCCCGAUGCCUUGGAACAAAAGAUAUCCCAAGCCGAGGAACGACAUCUCGUCCGACUCAGCGGCCCAGUCUGAAGGCUCCGCCGCGGCCUCGACCCCCGCAGACACUCCCCGCCUCCCAGAGAGUGCGGAGGAGGAGGAGGAGGGGGUGGUGGUGGUGGGGGGAGGCCCAGAGGGAAAAGUAGACAAGGAGGCAGAAGAGGAGACACCCACAGGAGCUUCCUCGGCACAGGAGACCACUGCUAAACAAGAUGGAGUGUGUGGACCUCCAGCCACGAAGAAGAGGAAGCUGUUUGGUUAUAAAGAAGACCCCUUUGUGUUCCUGACUGAAGAGGACCCCGUCUUCACCACCAUACAAUCUUUCUAUAACUUGUCUCCCAACUUCCCCAAAAUCAACGUUCUGACCAGGACCCACGAUGGCAAGAAGCGACACUUGUAUAUGGUGUCCAAAGAGCUCCGCAAUGUGCUGUGCAAUAACAGCGAGCGCAUGAAGGUCAUUAACACGGGGGUGAAGGUGUGGUCUCGCAACAGUGAUGGAGAGGAGUUUGGCUGUGCCUUCAGAUUGGCUCAGGAGGGUAUCUACACUCUUCAGCCGUAUAUUCGCUCCAGGAUCAUCGGCGUGAGCGUGGAGGACAUCAAAGUGCUGCUGACCCAGGAGAACCCCUUCCUCAGUAAACUGGAGGAGGACGCUCACGCUCAGGCCAAGAAGCUGGUCAUGGGGAGCAUUGUGUUGAAGUACAUUCCCAACCCAAAUAACCCCGAGGAUCCUCAGUGUCCCAUCCAGCUGUGUGGCUGGAGGGGCAAGACGUCCAUCCGAGCCUUCGUCCCGCGCAACGAGAGGUUUCACUACCUCCGAAUGUUGGGCGUGGAGGUCUUCAGAGACAAACAGGGCCAGAAAGGGAAGGAAGGAGGGAAGAAGGGAGAGGAGGAGGCGAAGAAGGACGCAGAGCAGGACGGAGCGGUGAAAAAUGAGGCCGAGCCGGACUUUGAGAACGGCGAGGAACACAGAUCAUCAGAAGCAAAGAAGCAAAUCGGGAACUAGCAGCUGAGCAUGUCGCGGGACGCUAGAGAGAGAGAGGACUGAUGGAAGACGUAUAUCGACAAGGUCAUCGCCACAUGUGGCACACGAGGCUUUUUCUGUUCAGCGCAGAAAGACUUCCCUCCCGCAGACGGACUCCUUUGGGAUUUUUAAUGUUGGGAUCCUCUCCAGGAGUCGGCUUUUUAUUUCUUUUAGUUUAUCGAUAUGUUUUUUAUUUUUAUUUAAAAAGCUUGUUCCACUGAUGAAGUGGCUUACAUUUUCUUUCCGUUGCUCAUGUUUCGAGAGGUUUAUAUUAACUCCCAUCUCAUUUUCUACACCUGUAAUUAAGCAGAAAUAUGGAGUCGAUUUUAAAAGCGUUAAAGAUUAAUGUUCCAACUCUUUGACUUUGUCCUCGCUCACGAGGUUCUGCAGUUUAGACAUAAUGAAACCAUCAGGAGUUAGUAUGAAGCCUGAAACUGAUACCGCUGCACCCUGGGCUUUCUUUAUACUCAACAAAUUCAAUAAAGUUUUACAACAUUAAAAAACAAAA